ACCACUCAGCCCAGCUGUUCCCCUGACUCAUGGAAAAUUACUGCAGUGAGGGAGGGAGAGCCCACAGUGUGUGUGUGUGUGUGUGUGUGUGUGUGCGUGCGCUCUUGUGUGUGUCCGUGCAUGUGUGUGAAUGAAUCUGCAAUACAUCCAUGCCUGUCUGAUCUAAUAUGUCCUUCUACUGUCUCAACAGACAAGGGAGGGAGGAGUGUGUGUGUGUGUGUAGUGUGUCAGGCCACUGGAUGUAAAAUAAAAGUCUCAAAGAGACUGGGCUUCGCCAUGAUUCAAUCUAAGCCUGGUCCAGCCACAUCAGAUGAGAGCAGAGGGGGAAUCCUUAUUUUCCAUGACCCAUGACAUAGCAAUGAAUAGCAGACUGUUUGAGUGAAUGAUAUGUCAUUAAGUGUCCAUUAUAAUAGAGAUGAUUGAUGGAUUGUGGCAGGAGAGGAAACCACCCAUCUUCCUCUAGUAAUGGAGAACACAUUUAGCUGGCUAUACCAGGCUAGCACUACUGGCUGGGGCCUAUUUCUUUUGUGUGGCAUGUCUUCAUGCUAGGAGGAUAGGCAUGUACUCAUGUAAUGUCCCCUUCCUUGUUUAUCCAUGUCAUAUAGAGAUCUACUGUGUGUAGGACUGUAGGUGCUACUUGUCAUAGAAGUUAAGGAGUUGUUUGUCGUCUCAGCCAGCUGAUGGCAGUGAUGCCACUGAAUGCUACAGAUUGCUACAGUACAGUACUGUAGAGAGAGCUGCAGGUUUCAUUGGGACGAGGAUCCCAUAGGGACUGGGUGAGCUUAUUUUACCAGUGUGUCAUCAGACAGGAUGGCCACCAGCCUCAGUGUCCUGUAGUAAUAUCUCGGUGGGCUCCACUGUCCUACUGUCAGCCCACAGAUGAGAGCAGAGGGCCUUACCAAUACCUAUGCAAGAAAGAGAACAACAGUUUCAGGUGUGCAUUGUCAAACGUCCAUUACCUGUGAAAGUCAGUGAGGAGUGGAGGAAAAACCAGAAUCCUGUUAAAUAAUGUAGAACCAUUUGAAAGUGAGUAUACAGGCAGCCAUGUUGAAUGAAGUUUGAGGCAUGCCUGAUGAUGAGUGUAGGGCAUGUAACUACAUGUAGUCGCCCUGUUAAUCCAUGUCAUAUGAGAAAUGAGUGUGUAGAGCUGUAAGGGUGUAACUAGCAUGCAUGAGAAGGGUUAGAGAGAUGAUUGGUAGCGCAGCCAGAUGAUGCAGUUGAUGCCAUGAUAAUGAUACAGACAGUGACUGAGGAGAGCGCCAUGAUGAAAUGGGGAGAGCACCCAUGGGAAAUGGUGUGAGCCAUGUAAGUGUGUCACAGACCAGGAAUGAUAUAAUGGGUGGGGAUCCAUGAAUCAAGGGAGACAGAUGUUAAAAUGCAGAGAAAAGUUAGAGUAGCCAUGUUGAAAUGAAGUAUAGAGCAGCCAUAUGAAAUGAGUGUAGAGCAGCCAUGAUGAAAUGAGUGUAGGCAGCCAUGAUGAAUGAGGUGAGCAUGAUGAAAUGAGGUGUAGAGCAGCCAUGAUGAAAUGAGGUGUAGAGCAGCCAUGAUGAAAUGAGGUGUAGAGCAGCCAUGAUGAAAUGAGGUGUAGAGCAGCCAUGAUGAAGGGAGAAAUGUUUACCAGCCCUGAGCCAGUGUAGCCAUCUGUCUGUCUGCAGGGAGUGGGAGGGGUCUGUCUCUCUCUGGGGGUGGAGACUAGAGAGCUUGGGCUAGACAAUGGUUGUGUGACUGACUGGACGGGUGGAUGGAUCAGGCAGGAGAGGCCCAGGCAGAGAAAGAGUGAGGAAACACAUACAGUUGAAGUCGGAAGUUUACAUACACCUUAGCCAAAUACAUUUAAACUCAGUUUUUCACAAUUCCUGACAUUUAUUUCUAGUAAAAAUUCCCUGUCUUAGGUCAGUUAGGAUCACCACUUUAUUUUAAGAAUGUGAAAUGUCAGAAUAAUAGCAGAGAGAAUGAUUUAUUUCUUUCAUCACAUUCCCAGUGGGUCAGAAGUUUACAUACACUCAAUUAGUAUUUGGUAGCAUUGCCUUUAAAUUGUUUAACAUGGGUCAAAUGUUUCGGGUAGCCUUCCACAAGUUUCCCACAAUAAGUUGGGUGAAUUUUGGCCCAUUCCUCCUGACAGAGCUGGUGUAACUGAGUCAGGUUUGUAGGCCUCCUUGCUCGCACACGCCUUUUCAGUUCUGCCCACACAUUUUCUAUAGGAUUGAGGUCAGGGCUUUGUGAUGGCCACUCCAAUACCUUGACAUUGUUGUCCUUAAGCCAUUUUGCCACAACUUUGGAAGUAUGCUUGGGGUCAUUGUCCAUUUGGAUGACCCAUUUGCGACCAAGCUUUAACUUCCUGACUGAUGUCUUGAGAUGUUGCUUCAAUAUAUCCACAUACAUUUCCUUCUUACAUUUACAUUACAUUUAUGUCAUUUAGCAGACGCUCUUAUCCAGAGCGACUUACAGUUAGUGAAUACAUAUUUUUUUUAUACUGGCCCCCCGUGGGAAUCAAACCCACAACCCUGGCGUUGCGAACGCCAUGCUCUAUCAACUGAGCUACAUCCCUGCCGGCCAUUCCCUCCCCUACCCUGGACAACGCUGGGCCAAUUGUGCACCGCCCAUGAGUCUCCCGGUCGCGGCCGGCUGCGACAGAGCCUGGAUUCGAACCAGGAUCUCUAGUGGCACAGUUUGCACUGCGAUGCAGUGCCUUAGACCACUGCGCCACUCAGGAGUUUUCUUCAUGAUGCCAUCUAUUUUGUGAAGUGCACCAGUCCCUCCUGCAGCAAAGCACCCCACAGCAUGAUGCUGCCACCCCCGUACUUCAAGGUUGGGAUGGUGUUCUUUGGCUUGCAAGCGACCCCCUUUUUCUUCCAAACAUAACGAUGGUCAUUAUGGCCAAACAGUUAUAUUUUUGUUUCAUCAGACCAGAGGACAUUUCUCCAAAAAGUACGAUCUUUGUCCUCAUGUGCAGUUGCAAACCGUAGUCUGGCCUUUUUAUGGCGGUUUUGAAGCAGUGGCUUCUUUCUUGCUGAGCGAUAUAGGACUCGUUUUACUGUGGAUAUAGAUACUUUUGUACCUGUUUCCUCCAGCAUCUUCACAAGAUCCUUUGCUGUUGUUCUGGGAUUGAUUUGCACUUUUCGCACAAAAGUACGUUCAAACAGAACGCGUCUCCUUCCUGAGCGGUAUGACGGCUGCGUGGUCCCAUGGGUGUUUAUACUUGCGUACUAUGGUUUGUACAGAUGAACGUGGUACCUUCAGGCGUUUGGAAACCAGACUUGUGGAGGUCUACACAUUUUUUUUUCUGAGGUCUUGGCUGAUUUAUUUUGAUUUUCCCAUGAUGUCAAGCAAAGAGGCACUGAGUUUGAAGGUAGGCCUUGAAAUACAUCCACAUGUACACCUCCAAUUGACUCAAAUGAUGUCAAUUAGCCUAUCAGAAGCUUCUAAAGCCAUGACAUCAUUUUCUGGAAUUUUCCAAGCUGUUUAAAGGCACAGUCAAGUGUAUGUAAACUUCUGACCCACUGGAAUUGUGAUACAGUGAAUUAUAAGUGAUAUAAUCUGUCUGUAAACAAUUGUUGGAAAAAUGACUUGUCAUGCACAAAGUAGAUGUCCUAACUGACUUGCCAAAACUAUAGUUUGUUAACAAGAAAUUUGUGGAGUGGUUGAAAAACGAGUUUUAAUGACCCCAACCUAAGUGUAUUUAAACUUCCGACUUCAACUGUACUCUCGUGUGUUUUGUGGGCUUGUAUAAAUAUCCUUGUGGUUACCGGAAACCCCCAAAAGUCCCCACCAGAAUAGUAAAACAAGUAGAAUUCUCUCUCAAUUUUAGGGGUUAGGUUUAGGGUUACAAUUAGGGUUAUAAAUGGGGUAAGCAGAUUCUGGGAUGAGUCGUUUCUGUCCAUAGAGAGAAUCUAAAUUUCCCUCAGAAGAGACUGAAUGUGGUUGAAUUCAGAGCUGCAAUUUGGAGCUCUCUUUAAGGUGUGACUCUCUGUACUGUUGCCUUCUCCUCUGGCCAUCCAGUUUUAGUUCUCCAGACCUUUUUGUUUCAGUUUAAUUACUGUAAUUCCCUUUCAUCUGCGUCUGAGAGAGCAAAGGAUCUGGAUUAUUCCCCCAGAGCAGACAUGCAUGCUGCUGGUAGUGUUCAAGUAAACCUUAACCAGUGUCCAGUCUAAACUGAGGAAAGGAGAUCUAUUAAAGUUGUACAGCAUAUGAUACGGAAGCUGUUAAAUUGGAUAACAUAGAAGAUGUCUGUUUCUGGCUGCUUGGACUAAUCAACACUUACUUUACUGUUACUACUUCCUAUCACACAAACCAAUAGAUGGCAGUGUUCCUUGCAUAGUGCCCCAUUUCAUUUACAAGAUUGAAUGUUCCAAAAAUUGCACCAUGGCCUGAGCAAGCUCAGGUGAUGCUUAUGUGUCAUUAUGGUGUUAGCAGGGCUACUCUCACUAGACGUUCAUUGAGCAGCACUCUCACCCCAUGACAAGGAAAGUUAAUGAGUUAGGGGGGCAAUGCACUUACCUUACAUCAGCCAUGGUUUUCCUAUGGUGGGUGACAAUUUUUUAAAUUCGUUUCCUAUGGCUGUACUGUCCUAAAUGUAUAAUAAGUCAAUACUACAAACGUUUCAGAGAGGAAGGAUCAUCCAUUGUCCUUUUAUGAGAAGAUAGUGUGACUAUAUUUGUGUUUACCCACAACCCUUUGCAAAACGAAUUUGCAUACUGAAAUGAAUUCUGAAGGAAGAGACAAAUUGUUAGAUUCAGUUUUAUGUUGUUAAAAAGUGUUAACUUUUUAUUUCUAUGUACUUUAUUUCAUAUUUUUAUGUUUAUUCAAAAUGUCCUACUUUUGUGUUUUCCAGGUGGCUUUGCUAGGAAUAGACCUUUUAUCUGCCCUAGUGACAAGGCUACAGGACCGAUUUAGGAACCACGUGGGAACAGGUAAGAUUGUCAUUUUAUUAUCUUAAAAAAUAUCACUUUCUUCAUGCUUAAAUUAGUUCAAAGAAAAAUUGGUUUAGGUUUCUAGACAAAAUGUCAGACUAAAAAUCACUGUAUUGUAUCCCUGCCUAGACUAAACUAUUGAGCGCCAUUGGAUUUUAACUCAUCGUUCACACCUUUAGAUAACAAUGCUAACCCUUCCCCUGUCUGUUCUUCUCUUCUCUCCUCUGUGUCUCCAUCCCUCUGUCCUGUGUGUCUCCAGUACUGCCCAGUCUGAUAGAUCGUCUGGGUGAUUCCAAAGACCAAGUCAGAGAACAAGAUCAAAUCCUGCUGCUGAAGAUCAUGGAGCAGGCUGCCUCCCCACAGGUACAUACACACACACCCCCCACAGGUGGAGCUUUCCUGGGCUAACCUGUCCUCAUAGACAAGCUAUUGACAAAGGUCUUGAGUCAAUCCCACAAUUCCUUCCCUGUUGAUUAAUUCCUGAAUCCCUAGUAGGUUUUGAUUCCUUACUCGAUUGUAUGUUAAUUGAUAUGAUCCUGAUCUGUGAUAAAAAGCGAUUUGAUUGUUGACCUGGUAUAAAUAUCCUGUCCUCUCCUCCCCAGUAUGUGUGGGAUAGAAUGCUGGGAGGCUUCAAACACAAGAACAACAGGACCAGAGAGGGAGUGUGCCUUUGCCUCAUCUCAACGCUCAACAUGUAAGACUCCCUGGCCUCUCAAUAACCCAUCUAUGAAACUGUCUCUUUUCUUACUAUAGAACAGAUGGGCAUUAGAGCUCUCGGCUGAUUUCUUUUAACAUUGCUAAUGUUUUUCAUCAUUCGUUUGUAAUAGACAGGGAAGGAUUCAAUAUACAUUUGUAGAUUUCUGGUUUCUAAUACUCUGAUAGCAAUGGAAAUGUAGCUAACUGCCAAGAGAAUGGAUGAGCCUAGGUUUGAUUUGUGUAUCAUAGGGAAUUUAAAAAUGAUAUUAUGGUAAGGUCUUUAUUGUCAGGAGUCUAUUUUCAGUGAUGCUGAUUCUUACCUAUGAUGUCAUUGGCAUGCUUUCUCUCUCUCCCUCUUUGUUCUUCCAGGUACGGAGCUCAAGGCUUAACCCUCAGUAAAAUAGUCCCUCACAUAUGUAAUCUACUAGGUGAUCCCACCAGUCAGGUACGUACGGCCUGUUUGCUGUGUCAUGAAUCAGUUUAUUACACUGCUGGCCAGGGAGGGGGAGAGUUCUAGCGCAGAUGGACACAAAGGCAUUUCUACAGGGACAUGAAGCCCCCUAGUGGCAGCCACAGAACAGAACAGUGCUAUCUGUUGGGGGAUGCAGACUAAUGUUUCUGUUCGUGACUGUUUCAAGAUCUGUAAACAAAUCAUAUUAGUGUUAGCGUAUACACAUCUGUGAGUGACUGGGGGUUGCAUUCUGUCAGUAGAUAAAGACAUUGUCAUAUUCUAUUGUAGUCCUGUUAGGGCAUGUUCUAGAUUGAACCUUCCCCCCCCUGUUGUCCUCAGGUGAGAGACGGAGCUAUGGGCUGCCUGGUGGAGAUCUACAGACACGUGGGGGAG
Messenger RNA from Coregonus sp. 'balchen', 6450 nucleotides. NCBI's taxonomy places the organism in Eukaryota, Metazoa, Chordata, Actinopteri, Salmoniformes, Salmonidae. The record is from the annotation of a GenBank genome assembly.